Molecule: messenger RNA, 4977 nt
Organism: Ictalurus punctatus (channel catfish)
Lineage: Eukaryota; Metazoa; Chordata; Actinopteri; Siluriformes; Ictaluridae
Gene: cdh31
Product: cadherin 31
Exons: 25
Coding region: 183-3806 (1207 amino acids)
Biological process (GO): adherens junction organization; multicellular organism development; cell-cell junction assembly
Cellular component (GO): adherens junction; catenin complex; plasma membrane
Molecular function (GO): cadherin binding; calcium ion binding
Source: RefSeq, a predicted model, not a curated record
GCUGGUCUUCCAACCACCAACAAACUGAAACUGAAAACAUGCCAAGAAAACUUCUGAAUCUGAAAAUAAGAAGAAACUAAUUUCAUCAAGUUUAAAAUCUUCACCCAGUGGCAGCGCGCUUUAGUCUCUCAAAUUAAAAGGAUUUUAUUUUGUUUAUUAUUAGUAUUAUUAUUCGGCAUCAAAUGGAGCCUAAAUGGGAUAAAGGGCUGGGAGUUGUGUUUGUUUUACUGCAGGUCCUUUGCGGUGGAUCUGUGGAGUCGACGCCAUGUUCCCCUGGCUUUGCUUCUGAUCUUUUCCUCCUCAGAGUUCACAGAGAACACCUGCACAAGGGCUCAAGGAUCGGCACAGUUGUUUUCAAUGACUGUGGUGGAAGAACACAGACCACCUUUGACUCUGCUGAUGCGAGGUUUCAUGUAAACUCUGAUGGCACCGUGGACCUGAAGACACCGGUCACUCUUCAUGAUGGCCAUAAGAUGUUCUCGGUCCAUGCUUGGGACUCCAGGGGAAAGAAACACACUGCAUUUGUGAGAGUGGAACAUCAGGGCCGGGUCGGCCACCAUCAUGGGCAGCAGGAAGAAGAUUGGGCAGUUGAGCCUGUGCAGACUGAAUCCCCCUCAGCUCUCUUAGUUCUGGAGUUUCCAAAAUCAGGUGGGUUACGGAGGAGAAAAAGAGAGUGGGUGAUUCCUCCAAUCUCAAUCGCAGAGAAUUCAAAAGGCCCUUUCCCCUUUAAGGUGGUGCAGAUUAAGUCCAGUUAUGCCAAAGAAACAAGGAUGGUGUACAGUAUCAGUGGUGAAGGAGCAAACCAGCCUCCAUUGGGACUUUUCACAGUAGACAAAACCACUGGAGAGCUUUAUGUGUCAAGGCCUCUAGACAGGGAAGAAAAAGAUAAAUAUGAGCUGCAAGCCCUUGCUAAAUCACCUACUGAUCCGACCAUUGAAGAACCUCCCAUGGAAUUUAUAGUCGUAGUGACGGACCAGAAUGAUAACCAUCCUAUCUUCACCCAAAAUCCAUUCAUCGGGAGUGUACCAGAAGCUUCAAAAAUAGGAUUCGAGUUCAUGACAGUCACUGCCACUGAUGCAGACGAUCCAGACACCUACAACGCUGAUGUCAGGUACUCCAUCAUCAGUCAGAUUCCAACAAAUCCAAGUCCAAACAUGUUUGCGAUCAGCCCGAUCACUGGAGCGAUUCGAGUGAAUGCUGAUGGCCUGGACAGAGAGGCAAAUCCUGAAUAUACUUUGGAGAUUCAAGCAGCAGACAUGCAGGGGGAAGGCCGCCCAGUAAGCGGAAUAGCUAUUAUUACUGUAACAGACAGCUACAACAAUGCACCUCAAUUUCUAAAAAACUUGACGGAGGUGGAGUGGGUGAUUCCUCCAAUCCGAAUCACUGAAAAUGCCAAAGGGCCUUUUCCUUUGGUGAUAGCGCAGAUUAAAUCCAGUUAUGCCAAAGAAACAAAGCUGGUGUACAGCAUCACUGGUGAAGGAUCAGACCGGCCUCCGGUGGGACUUUUCACAAUAGACAGAAACACGGGUGUGCUCUACGUGUCACGGCCUCUAGACAGAGAAAUAAAAGAUAAAUAUGAGCUGCAAGUCCAUGCUCAUUCUGUUACUGAUGACAUUAAAGAACCUGCCAUUAAGGUUAUAGUCGAAGUGCUGGACCAGAAUGAUAACAGUCCUGUCUUCACCCAAAAUCCAUUCAUUGGCAGCGUACCAGAAGCUUCAAAAAUAGGAUAUGAGUUCUUGACCAUCACAGCCACUGAUGCCGACAAUCCGAACACUGACAACGCUGAUAUCAGGUACUCCAUCAUCAGUCAGAUUCCAGCAGAGCCACAUCCAAACAUAUUUGAGAUCAACCCUGUCAGUGGAGUGAUUCGAGUGAAUGCUGAUGGACUGGACAGAGAGAAAUAUCCUGAAUACACUCUGGAGAUUCAAGCAUCAGAUAUGCAGGGAUUCGGUCUCCGAGUCACAGGAAAAGCUACUAUUACUGUAACAGACAGCAGUGACAAGUCCCCGGCAAAUCCUGAAUAUACUUUGGAGAUUCAAGCAGCAGACUUGCAGGGGGAAGGCCGCCCAACGGAGGUGGAGUGGGUGAUUCCUCCAAUCCGAAUCACUGAAAAUGCCAAAGGGCCUUUUCCUUUGAUGAUAGCGCAGAUUAAAUCCAGUUAUGCCAAAGAAACAAAGCUGGUGUACAGCAUCACUGGUGAAGGAUCAGACCGGCCUCCGGUGGGACUUUUCACAAUAGACAGAAACACGGGUGUGCUCUACGUGUCACGGCCUCUAGACAGAGAAAUAAAAGAUAAAUAUGAGCUGCAAGUCCAUGCUCAUUCUGUUACUGAUGACAUUAAAAAACCUGCCAUUAAGGUUAUAGUCGAAGUGCUGGACCAGAAUGAUAACAGUCCUGUCUUCACCCAAAAUCCAUUCAUUGGCAGCGUACCAGAAGCUUCAAAAAUAGGAUAUGAGUUCUUGACCAUCACAGCCACUGAUGCCGACAAUCCGAACACUGACAACGCUGAUAUCAGGUACUCCAUCGUCAGUCAGAUUCCAGCAGAGCCACAUCCAAACAUAUUUGAGAUCAACCCUGUCAGUGGAGUGAUUCGAGUGAAUGCUGAUGGACUGGACAGAGAGAAAUAUCCUGAAUACACUCUGGAGAUUCAAGCAUCAGAUAUGCAGGGAUUCGGUCUCCGAGUCACAGGAAAAGCUACUAUUACUGUAACAGACCGCAAUGACGAGUCCCCGGCAAAUCCUGAAUAUAAUUUGGAGAUUCAAGCAGCAGAUAUGCAGGGGGAAGGCCGCCCAGUAAGCGGAAAAGCUAUAAUUACUGUAACAGACAGCAACGACAAUGCACCUCAAUUUCUGAAAAAUUUGUACAAUGUGUCUGUCCCAGAGGAUAAAGUGGGAGCUGUGGUGGUGAAAAUGUCAGUGACUGACAAUGAUGAACCACAGUCAUCUGCCUGGGCAGCAAAGUUUAAGAUUGUUAGUGGAAACAGUGGUGGACUUUUCAACAUUAGCACAGGACCAAACAAACAGGAGGGCAUCAUUACUACUGUGAAGCCAUUGGACUUUGAGAACAACAACAAAUACACACUGCUAGUAGCUGUGGAAAACGAGGUUCCAUUUGCUAAACCCUUGCCUACUUCUACUGCCACGGUCAUUGUAAAUGUUAUCGACGUGGACGAGGCUCCAGUGUUCGACCCAGUGGAGAAGUUCAUUUCCAAACCGGAAGAUGCUGCGAUUGAUAGUGAACUGACCGUGUACACUGCCACUGAUCCGGACACUGGGAAGUCCCAGAAAAUGACGUAUCGUAUAGGCAGUGAUCCUGCUGGCUGGCUUCAGAUUGUAAACCCUGACAUUGGACGAAUCACAGUCAAGAGUCCUUUGGACAGAGAAUCUCCUUAUGUGAAAGAUGGCAAAUACAGAGCCCUAAUCCUAGCUGUGAAUAAUGAUGACCUUCCAGCAACUGGUACUGGUACCCUUGUAAUUGAGUUGCAGGAUGUGAAUGAUAAUGCUCCAAUAAUUGAAGACCGGGCCUUCACAAUAUGUAAUAAGAAUUCAUCUCCACUGGUCCUGUCUGUGACUGAUAAGGAUGGGCCUGGCUUUGGUGCUCCUUUUAGUGUGUUGCUGCAAGGAGAUGGCAAGAACAAUUGGACUGCUAAGAUGAACGAUACAAAAACAGGGAUUAUAUUGACACUUAAGACUCCACUCCAGCGGGGAGAGUACAGUAUUUAUCUGAGGGUGUUCGACAACAACCACCACUCGCAAGACAACAUUGUCCUGGCCAGUGUAUGGGAAUGCACAGGAAAUGGGGUAUGACCUGAAGAGGGCUGUUCAUGCAGAAAUGCUAGCAAUAUUAAUAACUGAAACCUGAACUGAAACUGAAAAUAAAUAAAUAAAUAGAGGAGGUUCUACCAGUAAUUAAAUAUAAUGAUUCCUGUAUUUUUUCCUGCCUAGACAGUAAAUGAUUAUUAAUCAGUGUAUUCAAUAAAGAAAGGUGCAAUUGUUUGUGUAUUAACUUAGGUAUAAUGUGUUUGUCUUUUACUGUGAUCAAUGAAUAUCACUGUAUAUAUUAUAAGUAAUUAAUGCAGAAAUCCAAGUCAUUCCAAAGGGCUCAGAAACAUUUCUUGCAAACAUACCCACACAUUCACAAAGGAUGCCUGGGAUACCCACACAUUCAUCAUAUAUACCUGGACUGUGUCUGAAUAUUUUUUAAAAUCUUGAAUGUGGAUGAAACAGAGGUAUGUAAUGGAAUAUUUAAUGGAAGUCUUUUAAUAAUUUUAAUAAUUCCAGAAGUUUGACCACAAUCUUAAUCAUGACUGAUUCAGCAACCCCUGCAACAUCUAGAAGAGACUCUUCAUAUAUCAGAUUUCUUCUGUGUUUGGUGAGUUGGUUUGUGAUGUUUUGUUCUAGCUUGUCUGUUUUUCUUUUCUCCGUCAUGCAUGCUGAAACAUGCUGUGAAUGAAUUUGUGUUAGUAGUCAUGAAGUCACUGCCUUCAUAUCUGUAACCCUUUUCAGGAAAAAGACCCAUUUUAACACAUUUUACAUUUGGAUAUUUUAAAGUUGUUUUUACAUUUAUUCAAGUGGAACGGUGUCUUUCAGUGCAGUUGCGAUGCCCAUGUAUCUCAUGCCUUCUCCCCCUUUUUGUCCUCAUGAAGACAAAUCAGUUGUUUAUCUCAGCUGUUUGCUGUUUUAAGUGUUACUCUAGUAAGUUCAGGCAUAUAUGGUUUUGCUGUGAUACAUUUGUUUGAGUGUGCCUUUCAAAAAGUUUUGAAAUGUCUGGACAAACAGACAUUUUUAAGGAUUGUUUGUUUGUCUGUUGAAACAAAUCCUUUCAUGCAUGGAGUCAAUUCAGUGAGAACGUAACCACAAGAUGGCAGCAAUUUACUUUCUCUUGAAAGUCAGAAUCGUGUUCUCAACAUGUAAAUAAAUAAUUAAACCAAUGCUCAGUGAUAAACUUCAAUAAAUGCCAAUAAAAAGUGUAAUGUUA